UAGGCCCAUGUGGCCCAGCGCAGUAUAGCAAAUAUUGGACGGAACGGGGUCUUAGUCUUAGGGUUCCAACAGCACCGAACCCACCCCCGUGCGGGCGCCGUCUUCGCCUCCGCCCUACCGUUCUCGUCGCCGGCCGGCACCGUGGCUUCUCGUGAAGCCAGGCCCCCGCGCCGGCACGUCGCCGAUCCAUGGACGCAUGUAUCCGAUCGCUCGACGAUCCAUGGAUCGGCGCCGUGCCGCGCCAACGGGGAUCGAAGUCUUCUCGAUCGAUCGAUCGACUGAUCUCGCCUGCCCAGCCCAACAGGCAAACUCGACCUCAGUCUGCAGGUAUAUAAUACAAUAUUGUUCUUACAACUAGUUUCAUCCAAGUUCGAUCCAUCGGCAAUCCGAUCUAUACGCAUGUGCUCCUACGCUAUACAACGGCGGCGACUCGUGCGACGGUGGCCGUCACAGCUUUACCGACGGCCCGACGGCGAUGGACGGGAGCAACGCCGUUCUUCCAUGUUUCCGAUCUCACCCUUUUGACGCAGGGGACUUUGGCAUCGGUCCAUAGGAAGGAUCAAUAAACAUUCAUGUUCUUUCUUUCUUUCUUUCUUUUAGAACAAGAGGCAGCCCUUCUUUCAUUUGAUCAGAGAAAAAAUAAAGUCAGAUGAAAAAAAAAAGUAAAGGGUCAGAUGGAAAAAAGAAGCUAGCGCGGAUAUCUAAUAUCUCCCUACAUUUGAAAUUGAUUAUAUUUAGUAAAUCAAUUAUAAUAUCGGCCAAGCUACUUUAGUUUUGCAAAUUUCUUUUGCAACGGCGUGUCGUGCAUUGUUCAUAUCCAUGGUGCUACAAAAGCAUCUGGUUUUUAUUUUUCUGUUUUUUUAUAAAUAAUAUUUGGUGCGUGUAAUUAAUGUUGCAUGCUCGGGUGUGAAUAAACACAAUAUUGUUCAUAAUUUUUUUCUGGUGCUCUCUGUUUUUCACUGGUUUAACCUCCUGCUGUUUUUUGUAAAUAUUCAGCGCCACUUCUAUGGAGUGGACUAAUCAUGUAAUUUUGUAUGCCCAAAUAUUGGAAAACGCUUCAUGACUUUUUUUUUUGUUUCUUCUCAUCAAAUGUUAAGAAGUGCUUAUUGAUGGGUUCUGUUUGUCACAAGUUGAAGUUGGUGGUUUUUAGACGCUAUGUAAUUUACAUGACGCACAACAUGUAAACUUGUUCUUAUUUGGCCCUAUGAGAUAUAAUUCCAGAAAACCUUUAAGGAAAUCAAAGGUAACUCACUUUUCAACAAAUAUUUCUGAUUCAUGUAUUUCUGGUUAACAUAUGAGAAUUUUGUGGCUAUUUGCAUUGAAAAUAAUUAUGCAUGGACUGCCAUUCUUUAGGUGAUUUUAUGUACCACACAUGUUACCAUUAUGUUUUAUCCGUCUUAUAUGAGAACAGAAAACCUGGUCAACUACUGAGAUCUUGAAAAGCAGUUGCAAGAUAUCCCUACUAGGAUUUGAUUCACUCUCCGGAAUGUGAAGAAGUUGGACACCUUUUCCAACGGUGGUGACUGGCAAGCGGCAGUUGACAGUCUAGGCCAGGUGGGGUACUGCAUGCGGGAGGUUUGAGGGUCCUCGUUGGAUAUGCCCAUAUGCUAAUCUAUAUCUAUAUCUAUACCUACUAUUAAAGCAAGGUGAUAUUCUUGGUUUCGUCCCGCAUUUGAUCCUACAUUAUGUGAAAUACAUGAGGUGGUACUAAUUUGUAGAGCAAAGCUUCGUAUCAUUUAUUAAAAAAGGUUCGUAUCAGCUAAGAGUUGGGCCUGCGUCCCUCCACUUGGGCCUUCACACGUACGUUGUGAUCAAGCCCCUCAGUUGUUUCAGUUUUGUUUCUCAAAAAAAAAAGUUGUUUCAGUUUUUUUUAAGAAUCCUACUUUUCCGGCAAGGGAUGAAGCAGGCGAUCGAGCUCGUCCCGUUUCCUAUGCCCUCCGUAAGUUGUUUCAGUUUUUUUUUCUAAACAAAAAAUCAGUCGGCUGGCUGGGCCUUAUGGGCGAGCAGACACGUCUCAGCUUUCAAUGGAAUAAAAAACCUUCUCAGCUAUUGGACCUGGAGUUGGUCAAGGUACUGCUGCAGGACAAGCUGUAGAAGUGUGGCAGCACGCGCACGAGCCGGCUCGGCUCGACCCGACGCGACUCGGGGUCCAGUCCGUACGACCAAGGCGGCGCGGCCGGCCUAGAACCUCCGUUAAACCCCAGGCCACCUCGCCGGCCUCGACCACCCCGCCGGCCGCGAAGCCCCUCGCCGGCGCCGGACGGCCGCGUCCUCCUCCCGCCCGCCGGCCGCGCCACCCUGCUCGGCGCCUGCCAACAACACCGGCCUCCUCGAGUUCCACGACGGCCCGCUCCACUCCGACCAAGCCGCCGGCCUCCUGCACGUUCGACGGGCGCCAAGUCCGACCGGCCACCUGCUCCUGGCGUCCUGUUGGACGCCCGCCUCCUGACCUCCUCCUGUUCCACGUCCGCGGCCAUCACGGGCACGGCUGGAGUGGCACUAAAUAUCUCGAAGAUUCACCUUUGAAGAAAGUGUUACUCCAGGACCUCUUGAUUAGAUUGGAUCUAGGCCUCUGCUCCCCUCCGUCAAAUGGCUACUGUCCGUGAGCCACCUCCGUGGGCGAGUGCCCCUCAACUUGAUUUCCAACUAUUCAAAAAUCCAACCAAAAUGGCAAGAUCGUACCACUCAUUAGGGGUCAGUGUGAGAAGGCUGCUGAUGCAAAAAUCAAACGAAGAAGGAGGCACUAAUUUUGUGAAGGAGGUCCAAAUUACCGGCUCUAUUGAUUUUGUUCAUGCAAUUCUGGAGUUAACAACCACACCAAGCUAUUUCAUCAUCAACAUGAUUCCACCUCCUGACAUAGAAGAUCACACACAUUUGCAUAGGGAGCUUAAGUUAUUGUAUGAUGCAAGCUCGAUGUAUAAGCUUGGCUUCUCUGCAAAUGUUGUUUGGCAUGUUUUCAAAGAUGCAAUUUUGCCAGGAGUUGAAAAACAACAGGAAGAGAAGUACAAUGUUGAAAGGCUUGACUUCGACGGUAGUUAUAAAGACAUUGGGGUGGACUUCAGGGAAUUGAUUACCGGUUUUGAUGGGCAGCUGGAUACCUACAAAGUAUUGGUAGAUCUUGCUCAUGCAACUCGUAAACAAAUAAUCAAAGCCUCGUGCCGCAACGUGGUCACCAUUUCCGAACCAAUGCGAUUUCCAAUCCUAUUCAAGCUACACGUCACAAACUUUCAGGAAGGUAAUCUGUGUGCUGUAUUAGAUGCUUCAGUCAAGAAAGAUGAGACAUAUCGGAAUAUAUCUUCUCAUUUCAACGACUGGAGCAAUUACUCUGAGAGAUGCAGAAAAGGAAGGGUACAGUUUGCUGCAGAAUGUGAAAGGUUUUACCAAGAGCUACGCAAGGACCUAAUACCAGGAAUUCCAACUUUUGAUGCUUUGCUAACUUUUGUGGGUCUUUUGUCAAAUAAAGACCAUAAAAAAAUUCAUAAGCAAGAGCAGUCUGCAAAGCACAUCAAACAUUCUUCUGUAAACCCAGAUGAUCGCAGUAAGGGUGGUCGGGAUGAGGACCCUCCGAGUGAUAAAGAUGAGAAUAAUCAAGAAAGACAGAAGAACAAGGAUACCUCUUCAGCUUGGUUUUUUGAGUCCCAUGUGAUGCCAUACCAUUGGAUUGGAAUGACGACAAAGGUGAUGAUAUGCGUGCCGGCGGACUACAACAUGCAGCUGCUCGAUGCCAUCUACUACAACUUCAUUGACGCUCUCCCAGUGGUCAGCUAUUGCUCAGAGAACAUUAAGCUUCUGUUCUACUUUACCUCUGAGAUAUGUGGCAAGAUCAUCGGCCGCUUCAUCGCCAAGGAUCAUCCCCACCAUAAGGAAACUGAUUUUUUCGAGCUGAAAGUUGGCGAGUCACCCUACAUCUUUGGUCCAAUUGUGAAGCAGAGGCGAUCCUACUCAUGUGUGACGCCGCUUAUUUUCUCUGAGGAUUUAGAAAAUGAUUUUGAAUUCACGGUUGUGAGGCCUUUCAAUUGGACUGGACCAAUGAUGGACUUCAUUCCUGACACUGAUGGUCCCAGGGAGGGCGUUCCACGGGUUUUGGCUUGCUUCAAUAAAAAUCUCCUCCGCAGAGAGACCUGGAAGCUUGCUGAUGGCGGGAAUUCUCAGAGAACUUAUGUUUGCAUCAAGGAAGCCAUUGAUGCAGCUCUUCUUUUGAUGAUUGCACAUGGUCAUGUCCCAGGAGAGCAACCUUUGAUUGCUAUGAGUUCCAAACGACUCUAUGGUGAAGGAUACAACGACAGGAUUCUUGAUGUUACUCUAAUCAUAGAGCAGCUAGUAGGUCACAUCUCCACUGUUGGGGGUCCGAGCACAUUCACUGCUAGGGAAUUUACUGAAAUGAUGACAUGUGCACCUUUGAUUGAGGCGAGCGCAGAGCAGUUCUUGGGCAAAGGAUAUGACGGCAGCGACGACAAGAGGAUUCCAGGCGUGACCCCGAUCAACAAAAAGCAGCUAGGAGAGCCACUGCUGGAGGAUCCUUUGAUUGAGGCGAGCACAGAACAGUCUUUGGGCGAAGGAUACGACGACAGCAACAAGAGGAUUCCUGAUGUGACGCUGAUCAACAAGCAGCUAGGGUGGAACCCAAACGAUGCCUCUCCUAAGGAACUGCUGCCGACAGCACUGACGACCUUGCAGCACAAGACCAUGCGGACAAGUUGUCGAAAGGCAGAUGUCACAGGCUCCAUCGUCGAGUUACACAACAUGUCGCAGUCUUGGAUUCUGCGGCGAACACUGAUGAUCAUGUAGAGAGCAGUUUUUUGCAAGCCAUAUAGAUAGAUAGAUACACAUACUACACACUCUCAUCGCUGAACAUGUAAAGUCCUUGCGUAAACGGGCGGAGCUGAUGUACAUUAUUCCACAAAUUCCGGGGCCUGCGGGCAUCGAUGAUGCGGGGCUGGAAGUAUAUUACGCACGUUGGUUUGGAGCUGAA
This is a messenger RNA of Triticum aestivum (bread wheat), 4972 nucleotides long. RefSeq lists its product as uncharacterized. Gene Ontology annotation, biological process: negative regulation of translation. The record is from RefSeq and is a predicted model, not a curated record. Gene Ontology annotation, molecular function: rRNA N-glycosylase activity. The transcript has 15 exons. The coding region runs from base 2590 to 4788 and encodes 732 amino acids. NCBI's taxonomy places the organism in Eukaryota, Viridiplantae, Streptophyta, Magnoliopsida, Poales, Poaceae.